CAAAGACUCAACUGAGUGCUUGCUUUAGGAAGCAGAUUCCAGUCGCCACGGUGCCUAAACAAUGGAAGCCAACUCCAAAAAGCACGGCUUUAGAAAGGGUCGGAGUGCCACUUUCAGCAUUGAUGGCUUCAACAUCACCAUAGUGGCCAAUGAGGAUGGAGAAAGCUCAACUCGACCGCAUGCCGGUUUUGCACGCUCCAAAUCUCAGAGCGCCCUUUGGAACGCCAUCACAGCGGGGAUGGGGAUCAAAGGCAAAGAGCAGAAGCCCCCUCAGAUUGACCCUCGAAGUCCCGAGGAGAUUCUGGCUGAUGAGCUUCCUGCCACAGACGAACCAGAUGUGUCUGAGAAAACCGCCAUCAGGCGCAAGUACAAGAAGACAUCCCAGAGAUUAAGAUGUCUGGUCAAGCAGCUGGAGAGAGGAGAGGCUUCCUUGGCCGACCUCAAGAAGAACUUGGAGUACGCCGCUUCUGUGUUGGAGUCGGUCUACAUCGAGGAAACCAGGCGCUUGGUGGACACGGAGGAUGAGCUCAGCGACAUCCAGUCCGAGUCGGUGCCCUCCGAGGUGCGCGACUGGCUGGCCUCCACCUUCACUCGGCAGAUGGGCCUGAUGCUGCGACGCAAUGAGGAGAAACCUCGCUUCCGCAGCAUCGUCCAUGCCGUCCAGGCUGGGAUCUUUGUGGAAAGGAUGUACCGCCGCACCUCCAAUUUGGUGGGACUCAGCUACCCCCCCUCCGUUAUAUCUGUGCUGAAGAAUGUUGACAAGUGGUCAUUUGACGUGUUCGCUCUCAACGAAGCCAGCGGCGACCACGCGCUUAAGUUCAUUUUCUACGAGUUGCUCACCAGAUACGACCUCAUCAGUCGCUUCAAGAUCCCAAUUUCUGCAGUGGUGUCUUUUGUGGAGGCUCUGGAAGUAGGAUACAGCAAGCAUAAAAACCCCUACCACAACUUGAUGCAUGCUGCUGAUGUCACACAGACCGUGCACUACUUGCUACUGAAGACUGGCAUGGUGCACUGGUUAACCGAGCUGGAGAUCUUCGCCAUGAUCUUCGCAGCCGCCGUGCACGACUACGAGCACACGGGGACAACAAACAACUUCCACAUUCAGACCAGGUCGGACACGGCCAUCCUGUAUAACGACCGCUCAGUGUUGGAGAGCCACCACGUGAGCGCUGCCUACCGCCUGCUGCAGGACGACGACGAGAUGAACAUCCUCUACAACCUCUCCAAGGACGACUGGAGAGAGCUGAGAGCUUUGGUGGUGGAAAUGGUUCUGGCCACAGACAUGUCCUGUCACUUCCAGCAGGUGAAGGCCAUGAAAAACUUCCUGCAACAGCCUGAGGGCAUUGACAAGCCCAAAGCUCUUUCCUUACUGCUGCACACUGCUGACAUCAGCCACCCGGCCAAGAGCUGGGACCUCCACCACCGCUGGACCACUUCUCUGCUGGAGGAGUUCUUUCGACAGGGGGACAAAGAAGCAGAGCUCGGCCUUCCUUUCUCGCCGCUCUGCGACAGGAAGUCAACAAUGGUGGCGCAGUCGCAGAUUGGCUUCGUGGACUUCAUCGUGGUGCCCACCUUCACCGUGCUGACGGACAUGAUGGAACGCAUCGUCACGCCUCUCAUGGACGAGGCCUCGCACUCGGGUUUAGCAGGCUUCCGGCGCUCCAGUCUGAACAGUAUUAGCACGGAGGAUGGCAAGAGGCACAGCGUGAAGAGCCUGGGAUCAGACAGCUGCUCGUCAGGUCAGGGCUCUCUGCUGUCCAUGGACAUGAAGAACUUCAAGGCGCUGUGGAACGAAGAAGUCUAUCAGAACAGAGAGCGGUGGAAAGCGCAGGCUGCCAAAGAGGCGGAGGAGCGAGCCAAAAAAGAAGCGGAGGAGCGAGCCCAUCAGGAGGAGUCUAUGGACCCCCAAGAGGACCACUCAGAGUCCACACAGAGACCUGAGCCCACAGACGGCAAGCAGGAGCAGGAUGUGGAGUCCAAGCAGGACGUAAGCGCAUCGCCUGCCACUGAAGGCACACCACCACCACCACCACCUCCACCACCACCACCACCGGGUGGCGCUGCCGCACACAAGAGUCCCUCACUGCAGAACGGAGAGUCGCCUGACAGCACCGACUCUGCAGGAAGUAAAGAGAGCAGAAGUAAACCAGUUGAUGCUCCUGUUGCUAUGGACUAAAGGAAGACGGGAGUGGCAACCACAGACUCCAACCACCAGAUGAGGGAAAGCCAUCCGCUGGACUUUGUCGCCCCCUGCAGGAAGCCGACCAACUGACACCCUUCUGUUCGUGCGUGUGGUAUUCAAUCUGUUCUGCAGGCUUGUUAGACAUCCCCAAGUGAGUUUAAAAAGUGAUUACAUGUCAGCUGAACAUGGACAUGUCAACAUGUUUGCUACCAGCCAUGCUUUCAAAAGAAGCAAGAAGGGAGAACUUGAUCAUGCAUUUUGUCCUUUUCCACGCCUUCCUUUCACCGCUGGACUUCAUCUUUUUAACAUAUCACACACUAAUGCAUUCACACACCUUUGUGUUGACCUUAUUUGUGUGUGUGUGUGUGUGU
Messenger RNA from Nerophis lumbriciformis (worm pipefish), 2553 nucleotides. It is a transcript of the gene pde1cb, whose product is annotated as phosphodiesterase 1C, calmodulin-dependent b. Gene Ontology annotation, biological process: signal transduction. The record is from RefSeq and is a predicted model, not a curated record. Gene Ontology annotation, molecular function: 3',5'-cyclic-nucleotide phosphodiesterase activity. Lineage: Eukaryota; Metazoa; Chordata; Actinopteri; Syngnathiformes; Syngnathidae.